This is a messenger RNA of Malurus melanocephalus (red-backed fairy wren), 335 nucleotides long. It is a transcript of the gene SF3B2, whose product is annotated as splicing factor 3b subunit 2. The annotation marks the transcript as partial. The transcript is spliced from 3 exons. The record is from RefSeq and is a predicted model, not a curated record. Lineage: Eukaryota; Metazoa; Chordata; Aves; Passeriformes; Maluridae.
GACGAGAUGGAGACGGAGCUGAGGGCGUCGGCGUCGGCCUCGGAGGCUGAGGAGGACACGGGGGCGUCCAAGAAAGAGCGGAACCGCAAGCGCCGCAACCGCAAGAAGAAGAAGCGGGGGAGGGGCGGGGCCCGGGAGGGACCCCCAACCCCCACCCCGGGCCGGGGGGACCCCGAGCCCCACCCUGGGGACCCCCCCGAGGUGGAGAUCGAGUACGUCACCGAGGAGCCCGAGAUCUACGACCCCAAUUUCGUNCAGCUGCCAGGAGGAGCUGGUCAGCGUGCCGGGAUUGUCCGCCGGCAGGUGGAGCUGGUCAGCGUGCCCGGGACUGUCCG